UUACUUCUUAACAACUUUUUCUCUUAAUUAGGAUUUUAAAUGUAUUUAUUGUGUUUGUUUUGGACAACAGCACAGAAGGAACUAUUAGGAUCAACUCUGCCUGAUAGAUUUGAGAACACUUAUCCAUCUCUGUAAAUACUCUGACAAUAAAGAAUUUCAGCUGCUCUGUUAUUGACGAUCCUCCACCCUUCACACACACACAGACCUUUCUGGUUGUUGCCAUGUUGAACUUUAGUUUCACUUUGAACAAACACGAUGUCGCAGAUGAUUUUCUCCCCUGAAGAUCUUAUCAAGAGUUUCAUCAGUUUGGAUUCCAGGUAUUAAUUACAGACCUGUGAGUAAAGAGACUGACUCACCUCACAUCAGCCUCUUUCUGGUGAUUUCUGUAGUUGUGAAUCACGUUACUGCAGCUUCAUGACGCCAUCUAGUGGACUGAUGGUAGAAGUACAGCAGCUGAUGGCAGCUUCCUCUGCCUCACACUGAUAUGAAACAGAGAAGAAGAGCCAAUCAGUGGAGGAGCAGCUGGAGAAAUGAUGUACAUUUGAGUUGAUGUGCAGAUGAAUGAUGUGUGUUUCUCUCCACAUGAAGGUAGAAAGUGUGUGUGAGCUGAUGUGGAUGUGAACUCAGCAGCAUGGAUCAGUGUGAGGACAGAGAGGAGGGAGCCCCUCCCUCUAACAUGUCAAAGGAUGUUAUCAUUGAGUUUAAAGGGCGACGUCCAUCAGCUGAUCAGAUAGUGGACCAGGAGAGCUCAGAGGUUCCCAGUGCUCAGUCUGCCCAGCAGCAUCAAACACAGCUGGACUCCAUAUUUAUGCUGCUGGAGGAGAACAUGGUCACUUUUGUCAAGAAUGAGCUGAAGAAGAUGCACAAGCUUCUGAGUCCAGAUUACCCAGAAUGCUCAGGGAGUCAGAGGGAGGAUGAGGAGGUGUUGGACGCUGAGGAUGAAGAGCAGAGGAGGAGCAGAGAGGCAUUUGUGAAGAUCACAGUGAACUUCCUGAGGAGAAUGAAGCAGGAGCAGCUGGCUGACUGUCUGCAGAGCAAAUCUCCUGCUAUGUGCCAACCUAGACUCAAAUCUAACUUGAAGAAGAAGUUCCAGUUUGUGUUUGAGGGGAUCGCUAAAGCAGGAAACCCAACCCUUCUGAAGCAGAUCUACACAGAGCUCUACAUCACAGAGGGAGGGACUGGAGAGGUCAAUGACGAACAUGAGGUCAGACAGAUUGAAACAGCAUCCAGGAAACCAGUCAGACCAGAAACAACCAUCACACAAGAAGACAUCUUUAAAGCCUCACCUGGAAGAGACGGACCAAUCAGAACAGUGAUGACGAGGGGAGUGGCUGGCAUUGGGAAAACAGUCUUAACACAGAAGUUCACUCUGGACUGGGCUGAAGACAAAGCCAACCAGGACAUACAGUUCACAUUUCCAUUUACCUUCAGACAGCUGAAUGUGCUGAAAGAGAGAAAGUUCAGCUUGGUGGAACUUGUUCAUCACUUCUUUACUGAAACCAAAGAAGCAGGAAUCUGCAGGUUUGAUCAGUUCCAGGUCGUGUUCAUCUUUGACGGUCUGGAUGAGUGUCGACUUCCUCUGGACUUCCACAACACUGAGAUCCUGACUGAUGUUACAGAGUCCACCUCAGUGGACGUGCUGCUGACAAACCUCAUCAGGGGGAAACUGCUUCCCUCUGCUCGCCUCUGGAUAACCACACGACCUGCAGCAGCCAAUCAGAUCCCUCCUGAGUGUGUUGACGUGGUGACAGAGGUCAGAGGGUUCACUGACCCACAGAAGGAGGAGUACUUCAGGAAGAGGUUCAGAGAUGAGGAGCAGGCCAGCAGGAUCAUCUCCCACAUCAAGACAUCACGAAGCCUCCACAUCAUGUGCCACAUCCCAGUCUUCUGCUGGAUCACUGCUACAGUUCUGGAGGAGGUGUUGAAAACCAGAGAGGGAGGAGAGCUGCCCAAGACCCUGACUGAGAUGUACAUCCACUUCCUGGUGGUUCAGUCCAAACUGAAGAAGGUCAAGUAUGAUGGAGGAUCUGAGACAGAUCCACACUGGAGUCCAGAGAGCAGGAAGAUGAUUGAGUCUCUGGGAAAACUGGCUUUUGAGCAGCUGCAGAAAGGAAACCUGAUCUUCUAUGAAUCAGACCUGACAGAGUGUGGCAUCGAUAUCAGAGCAGCCUCAGUGUACUCAGGAGUGUUCACACAGAUCUUUAAAGAGGAGAGAGGCCUGUACCAGGACAAGGUGUUCUGCUUCGUCCAUCUGAGUGUUCAGGAGUUUCUGGCUGCUCUUCAUGUCCAUCUGACCUUCAUCAAGUCUGGACUCAAUCUGAUGUCAGAAGAACAAUCAACCUCCAAGAAGUCUGAACCAAGACGAGACGAAUCUGCAGAGACAAACUUCUACCAGAGAGCUGUGGACGAGGCCUUACAGAGUCCAGAUGGACACCUGGACUUGUUCCUCCGCUUCCUCCUGGGUCUUUCACUGCAGACCAAUCAGACUCUCCUACGAGGUCUGAUGACACAGACAGGAAGUGACUCACAGACCAAUCAGGAAACAGUCCAGUACAUCAAGAAGAAGAUUGAAGAGACUCCCUCUGCAGAGAAAAGCAUCAACCUGUUCCACUGUCUGAAUGAACUGAAUGAUCGUUCUCUAGUGGAGCAGAUCCAACAGUCCCUGAGAUCAGGACGUCUCUCCACAGAUAAACUGUCUCCUGCUCAAUGGUCAGCUCUGGUCUUCAUCUUACUGUCCUCAGAAGAAGAUCUGGACGUGUUUGACCUGAAGAAAUACUCUGCUUCAGAGGAGGCUCUUCUGAAGCUGCUGCCAGUGGUCAAAGUCUCUAACAAAGCUGUACUGAGUGGCUGUAACCUCUCAGAGAGAAGCUGUGGAGCUCUGUCCUCAGUCCUCAGCUCCCAGUCCUCUAGUCUGAGACACCUGGACCUGAGUAACAACGACCUGCAGGACUCAGGAGUGAAGCUGUUGUCUGCUGGACUGGAGAGUCCACUCUGUACACUGGAGACUCUCAGUCUGUCAGGAUGUCUGGUCACAGAGGAAGGCUGUGCUUCUCUGGCCUCAGCUCUGAGCUCCAACCCCUCCCACCUGAGAGAGCUGGACCUGAGCUACAAUCAUCCAGGAGACUCAGGACUGAAGCUUCUGUCUGCUGGACUGGAGGAUCCAGACUGGAGACUGGAGACUCUCAGGGCGGAGCCUGGUGGAGUCCGAUGGUUGACACCAGGUCUGAGGAAGUAUUCCUGUGAACUCACAAUCGACACAAACACAGUGAACAGACAGAUCAAACUGUCUGACAACAACAGGAAGGUGAAACAUGUGGAGGAGGAACAGUCAUAUCCUGAUCAUCCAGACAGAUUUGACCUCUGGCCUCAGCUGCUGUGUUCAACUGGUCUGACUGGUCGCUGUUACUGGGAGGUCGAGUGGAGCGGAAGGGUUGAUGUAUCAGUGAGUUACAGAGGAAUCAGCAGGAAAGGAGACAGUGAAGACUGCAGGCUUGGAGGGAACGAUCAGUCCUGGAGUCUGAAAUGUUCUGCUGAUGGUUACUCUGUCAGUCACAAUAAGACAGUGACAUCCUCCUCCUCCUCCUCCUCCUCCUCCUCCUCCGACAGAGUAGCAGUGUAUGUGGAUUGUCCUGCUGGCUCUCUGUCCUUCUACAGAGUCUCCUCUAACAAACUGAUCCACCUCCACACCUUCAACACCACCUUCACUGAACCUCUGUAUCCUGGGUUUAGGUUUAGGUCCUGGUUCUGGACUCACUCGUCAGUGUCUCUGUGUUCAGUUUAGCAGAGAGAGUCUCCCCUGUUAAAAAAAAAGGGGACUGUGAAAGUUAACGCGUUAAUGCUCGUGAUUAAUCUGGAAAGCUGAACAUGUUAUAGUUAUGUUAACACAAAUUAAUCAUAUCGGCAAGAUUGACCGCAACUUCCUCCCAUAGUCCUCCAGUGCGGAAUAAGGAGACAGACCCCGGUGUGCUUAAUGGCAAAUUUUGAUUUAAAAAGCUUUGGAAUAGAAGUUUAGAUAAAACUAAAGUUCUGUGUAUAUACUGCAGUGAUUAACUGUCUUUCCAGCAAAGCACAACAAGUCUGAAGCACCGUAUUCGGGCAAAGCACAUCUAUUGCUAUUGUUAGAAGUAAAUAGUAGUAUUUUAGUAGUAUUUUAAACGAAUGAUUAAUCAUGAUUAAUCACAGCCUAUUUAUGUGAUUAACUUGGUUCAUUUUUUUAAUGAAUUGACAGCACUAAAAAAAAGUAUUAUUUUUUUAUCUCAAAUAUAUUCACAUUUUGAAAUGUAUAUUGCAUAUAUACUGACAAAGAAGUGUACCAACUGAAAGUAUAUAAAAAGUAUACUGCUUUUACCAAUUUUCACAAUAUACCUUUAACACAUUUGGUAAUAAUUGCAAUAUAAUACACUUCCUUUUGCAGUAAUAGCAUUGUAAAGCAAUCUGACUGAAACAUCAUUGUGCCACAAACAAUUACACCUAAUAAAGAGAUUGUGAAAGGUUCUUUAUACAUGAAUUUCUUUGUUUCAUGGGCCUGGAGCAGUUUCACCAGCAUCCACAAAUCUGUUAAGAUGUCCACACACUUUUGUCAAUGUAGUUGCUAUGUACUUAUUUUAAUAACUAACUAAAAUAAGACGAGAUGAGAAUAAACCUUUGUAUUUCC
Molecule: messenger RNA, 4654 nt
Organism: Seriola dumerili (greater amberjack)
Lineage: Eukaryota; Metazoa; Chordata; Actinopteri; Carangiformes; Carangidae
Product: NACHT, LRR and PYD domains-containing protein 12-like
Exons: 11
Coding region: 632-3781 (1049 amino acids)
Molecular function (GO): protein binding
Source: RefSeq, a predicted model, not a curated record